Molecule: messenger RNA, 1969 nt
Organism: Danio aesculapii
Lineage: Eukaryota; Metazoa; Chordata; Actinopteri; Cypriniformes; Danionidae
Product: gastrula zinc finger protein XlCGF8.2DB-like
Exons: 2
Coding region: 61-1230 (389 amino acids)
Source: RefSeq, a predicted model, not a curated record
AGUGUCCAAACGCAGAGAAAAACUCCUGCUGAAGCGACUGAUCUCCACACUGUUAUAAAGAUGGCGUUUAUUAAAGAGGAGAGUGAAGAUGUGAAGAUUGAAGAAACAUUCACAGUCAAACAGGAAGAUCUGCAGGAACAAACAGACCUGAUGGUGCUGAAAGAAGAGACUCAUCAACUGAAUGAAAUGGAAGAGAAACAGUUAGAGAAAAACCAAGAAAUAACAACUGAUGAAAAACCCACACUGACUAAAAAGACUUCAUCACGCGGAAGACCUCGGAAAUCCAAAUCUGCGUGUAAUUUUACUUGUCGUCAAUGUGGAAACCGUUUCAGUCGAAAAAACAACCUUCAAGUCCACAUGAGAAUUCACACUGGAGAGAAGCCCUACACAUGCCAACAGUGUGGACAAUGCUUUUGUACUAGUGGAAACUUGGUAGUGCACAUGAGAAUUCACACUGGGGAGAAGCCUUACUCUUGCCCUCAGUGUGGAAAGAGUUUUAAGCAAAAUGGCAACCUUAAAGUCCACAUGAGAACUCACACUGGAGAGAGGCCCUACACAUGCCAGCAGUGUGGACAACGCUUCUAUACUACAGGAAACUUUGCACAGCACAUGAGAAUUCACACUGGAGUGAGGCUGUACACAUGCGAACAGUGUGGAAAAAGCUUCUAUCAUGCAGGAAACUUGGCAGUGCACAUGAGAAUUCACACUGGGGAGAAGCCUUACUCUUGCCUUCAGUGUGGAAAGAGUUUCAAGCAAAAUAGCAACCUUGAAGUCCACAUGAGAACUCACAAUGGAGGCAGAAUGUUUACUUGCACACAGUGUGGGAAAAGUUUAGCUCAAAAGCAAGACCUUGAGAUCCACAAUAGGAUUCACACUGGAGAGAAACCUUACACAUGCACAGAGUGUGGUAAAAGUUUCAGAUGUAAAAACACACUCAAAUACCACACGAUAACUCACACCGGAGAGAAGCCGUUUGCGUGUGCUCAGUGUGGAAAGAGAUUCACAACUAAAGCUAGCCUCAUGAACCACAUGAAUGGUCACACUGGAACCAUAGUGUUCACAUGUGAUCAGUGUGGAAAGACUCUCACACGCAAAGACUCCAUUAGGAAACACAUAAAGACUCACUCAGGAGAAGAUCGUUUUAGAUGCAGUGAGUGUGGAAAGGACUUUAAAUGUAAAAUAAGCCUAAGCACUCACAUGAAGCUUCACAAUGGAGAGCAGAGUCUUUAAAAUUGAGGCCUUGUCCAGCGGAGCUUAGAGCUCUCUCCCAGGACAGCAUGCUAAACAAGUUUGAACUCUUGAAUACAUAUCAAGUUACUGAAAAUGAAACCCUUUGAACACCUGAAGCUAUUUUAAACUCAAUAGCUGAAGAGGGGUGAAGAUGUUUUUUGUAGUGUAGAUCAGGGGUCACAGCCCAGUACCAGGUUGUAAGAGUUUCAACUUUAUAAUGAACCGAUAAUCAUAUUUUUGCACAUUGCACACUUCCAUCAAAAGGUCGGCACUGAAAAGAAAAUUAGAAAGAUAAGGUAGGAGAAACUGUCCUCCACCCUUAGAUUGUAUUUUUGAUAAUUCACAUCAUUUGAUUGUCACUCGGGUGAACAAACACCGAUUUGCCUCCAGUUUUGGGCUUUUGUCUGCAAUUUCACAAAACUUGUGGGCGAAUGAAAGUGAGCGACUGAUGCAGACUCCCUAAAGCCCUGUUCAGACUACACAAUGUCAUUUGCCAGUUACGAUCAGAUUUGUGUCAGAUUAUGAGAAUUUGACUUGAACAAAUCUUGAUGUGUUGUGGGUAACAAAUGAAGACUUUGGUUUCAAAACACUACACAUUUAUUUUGAUUGACUAAUUUGAGAAAAGAAACAAGUUUUCUUUAUGAAGACAAUUAAACUUUCUGUAGAUAACUGGCUGCCUUUAAAGAUAUGUUCAUCUGAAAACUCCCACAUUACUACAAAUAAAUUGGUGUAUGGGAUA